Messenger RNA from Vombatus ursinus (common wombat), 3124 nucleotides. RefSeq names its product zinc finger protein 501-like. Gene Ontology annotation, cellular component: nucleus. Gene Ontology annotation, biological process: negative regulation of transcription by RNA polymerase II. Gene Ontology annotation, molecular function: DNA-binding transcription repressor activity, RNA polymerase II-specific; DNA-binding transcription activator activity, RNA polymerase II-specific; RNA polymerase II cis-regulatory region sequence-specific DNA binding. The coding region runs from base 175 to 1914 and encodes 579 amino acids. NCBI's taxonomy places the organism in Eukaryota, Metazoa, Chordata, Mammalia, Diprotodontia, Vombatidae. The record is from RefSeq and is a predicted model, not a curated record. The transcript has 5 exons.
GCGGCGUGAAUUCUUCUGGGUGGUCACAUCGCUGGAGAUCCAGACCCAGGGGGAGGGAGCGGGAGCCUGUCUAUCUGACUGUUCCAGAUCGACCAGCCGGGUCGUGGACCCCCAGAGUUUCCCCCCAAACAUGGUACAGGCCUUCACUCCGCUCUCCCCGCUACCCCUACCCCCAUGCUGGACAACGGUUUGGUCCGGAGAAGAGCGAGGCGAGUCGGGGGCUGGCGGGGGUUGAGAGUAAACCACCGAGGUGGCAAGGCCUCCGAGCAGCCUAGAGUGGUCAUCCCUUGGCGCUCCCGAGGCCUGCCUGGAUUGGUCAGAUGCCGGAAGGGGCAGUCCUUUCUGUCUGCUUCUGCGGUUUGUGGGGGCUGCUCCGGAGCUGAGGAGAUUUCUUUUCCCCAAGUUCCUAACCAUCCUUUUGAAGAGAACCCAGGAGAACUAGUGAUGACAGCUGAACUCUUGCCAUCAAGGCCCCAGGCAGACAUGAUAUUUGAGGAUGUGGCUGUGUACCUUAGCCAGGAGGAGUGGAGCUGUCUGGGUCCUGCCCAAAGGGGUCUCUACAGGGAUGUGAUGCUGGAGAAUUAUGGGAAUAUAGUCUCACUAGCAGGAUUUCCAGUGCCCAAACCUGAUGUGAUCUCCUUGCUGGAACGAGGGGAAGAGCCCUGGGUCUUGGAUAGGCGAGGAGCUAAGGGAAGAGAGAUUUUUGGAGACAACUGCUCAGUUCAUGAAAUUAGCACUGAGAAGUUACCUCAAAAGCUGGAACCUUCUACAGAAAAGAAAUUGCAUGGAAUGAUGUCCAAGAGAAUUGCGGGGGAUGUCUUCCAGGGAUUUGACUUUGGAGAAACAUGGGACGAAAGAGAGUUAGAGAAACAUCAGGAAAAUCUUGCAGUUGGGAUACUGAAGAAAUCCUUUUGCCAAAAUAGGGAUUUCAGGCCAAACAAGAUCAGCAAAAAAACUUCUGUGGGUCAGAGAAAUCAAAAGUGUAAUGAAUUUCAGGGAAGCUUCAGCCUGAGCCCAAACUCUGUUAGAUACCAGAACAUUCCUACAGGAGAAAGACUCCAUCAAGAAUUUAUAUGUGACUUGACUUUCAAACAGAAUUCAAAUCUGAUUAAAUAUCAGAGAAUCAAUAUGAGUGAGGAAUCAUGUAAAUCUAAUAUAUGUGGGAAAGCAUUCAGAGAGAGUUCAGCUGUUAUUGAACGCCAGAAAAUUCAUGGUGGAGAGAAACCUUAUGAGUGUGAUAAAUGUGGGAAAACUUUCAGUCAGAGCUCUAACCUUAUUGAUCAUCAGAGAAUUCACACAGGAGAAAAACCCUAUAUCUGUAAAGAAUGUGGAAAAGCCUUCAGACAGAGCUCUAAUCUCAUUAAACACCAGAGAAUUCACACAGGAGAAAAACCCUAUAAGUGUAAUGAAUGUGGGAAAGCCUUUAAUCAAAGCUCUAAUCUUAUUAAACACCAGAGGAUUCACACAGUAGAAAAACCAUAUGAAUGUAAUGAGUGUGGGAAAACCUUCAGCCAGAGCUCACAUCUAAUUAGCCAUCAGAGGAUUCAUACUGGAGAGAAACCAUAUGAAUGUAGUGAAUGUGUUAGAGCCUUUAGUACCCGAUCAUCUUUUAUACAACAUUGUACAAUUCAUACUGGAGAGAAACCUUAUAAAUGUAAUGAAUGUGGAAAAACGUUCAACCAGAACUCUAACCUUACGAAGCACCAGAGAAUUCAUACUGGAGAGAAACCUUACAAAUGUAAUAAAUGUGGAAAAACCUUUAACCAGAACUCUAACCUUACUAAACAUCAAAGAAUUCAUACCGGGGAGAAACCGUACAAAUGCGAUAAAUGUGGGAAAGCUUUCAGUGCUCGUUCGUCUUUUAUGCAGCAUCAUAAAAUUCACAUUGGUGAGAAAUCCUACAAUGAAUGUUGAAAAACCUUCAGCCAGCACUUUUUAACCUUAAUAAACACCAAAUAAUCCAUAAUGGAAAGAAACCUUACAAAGAGAUGAAUGUGAGAAAACCUCCAGGAGAGGCUCAUUCUUUAUUCCACAGUUCAGAAAGCAUAGUGAAAAAACUGCCCAAUGAAAGUAACAGAUGAGAAGGCCUUUAAGUGUAAUGAUUGUGGGAAAGCUUUUAGCCAGAAUGCAGACUUAUUUGGCAUCUGAGAUGUUACACUGGACAAACCCUGUGUAUGUGAUGAUUUUUUUAAAACACUCAGAACUCACAGUUCACAAUGAACACAAAUCAUAAUAGAAAGAAAACCUAUCGCUGUAACGAGUAGUGCCAAAGACAUCAGGACGAGCUCUGAUCUUAGUAAAUUUCAGAAAGUUUACGCUGGAUCAAACAGACUCCAGGAGAAACCAUUAGUAACCCCCAGGCUUCAUUUAAAAUCAUAAAAGUCAUGCUGGAGAAAAAAGCAAGUUCUUUGAUUGUAGAAAAAUCUUCAGUAAGAGUUCUAGAGGAUUCAUUUGAGAGAAAUCUGAUAAUGAAGACAUUUGGAUACAUAAGAAGGACCUGUGAUUUCAUUAGAGGGAAAUUUGUCAUCUAUAUAUGAUUUGAUAGAUAUUUUCUGUGAGGUAGUAUUUGAACCUAGGUUUUCCUAACUCCAAGCCUGGUACUUCAUCCACUAUACCACAUUGCCUCUAACUUGAAAUGAAAAUAAUAAUUUGUUGAUAUAGCACUUAAAGUUUGUAAAGUGCUUUAUAAAUAUCUUGUUUGAGCUUCAUGAUAACCUUGUGAUGUACUACAAAUAUUCCUGUUCUCAUUUUACAAAUGAGCAAAUAAGCUCAGAGAAAUAGACAGCUUGCCUGUGGUAACAUAGCUAUAAGAGAUAGGAUUUGAACCAAUGUCUACUUGACAUCAAGUCCAGCACUUUAUCCACCGUACUAUAUUGCCUUUCCUAAUAAACAUGAACUAUACAUGCACCAUAUGGCAUAGCAUCUAAAGGCUUUAAAGGAAAAGCUUACUCAAAAGCCAGAACACCUCAAUAGUAAGAAAGUAAUUACAAGUCCCUGACAUUCCUCUUUUAGAAUUUUAGAGAAAAAGAACAUUAUAGAUCUAACAAUGCUGACAAAACUAGAUUUGAUAAAUCUAUACUGAUUAUAGGAGUACUAUAGGAUAUACAUAUUUUUAAAAUUUUUU